AUGAUAAAUGGUGCAUUCAUGCAAGAUUUGCCUGGAUACGGAUUCUCUUCCCGUUCGAGAUUCCCAUAUCAUUAUCCCACAAGCAUCGUAAGCGACGUUCAAGAUUGGUUUCAUCAAAAACUCUACAGGUGGUUCGAGAAAAGAGGACUCCUGAUGAAUCCGGAAAACAACCUAAUUAUGGCACAUUCUUUAGGUGCAUAUUUGAUGUGUCUUUACGCUGCGAAGUAUCCUGACCACUUUAAAAAGAUCAUAAUGUGUUCACCUGCUGGAGUAUGUCAUUCCAAUUUGAACAAAAAACUAGGAAAUACACGUAUUCCCUGGUGGUAUACUAAACUUUGGGAUAGAAACAUAUCACCGUUUAGCUUGGUGAGAAACGCGUCACAAUUAGGGUCCAAAAUCACUAGUGGCUGGACAUACAGCAGAUUUAGCAAAGUUUUAAGUGAGGGAACUCCUCUUAGUGUACAGCAGUUUGAAGCAUUGCACAGAUAUGCGUAUUCAAUUUUUAACCAACCUGGAUCUGGUGAGUAUUUGCUUAGUUUUGUAUUGAGAUGUGGUGGUUCUCCUAGAAUUUCGUUGGAAGAUCAAAUUUUCAAAGACUGCAAUAACGGAAUUUAUCAAAGCAAUUGUGAAUGGCUAUGGAUGUAUGGAGAAACUGAUUGGAUGGAUAUAACAGGAGGAUUUCGUGUAUCUGAUAUGCUGAACCGAUAUUCAAAUAAAGAACGGAGCCACGUUUGCAUAGUUCCAAACUCAGGGCAUCAUUUGUACUUUGAUAAUUACAACUACUUCAAUGAAGUGCUUAUCAACGAAAUGAAAAGUAUGUAG
Messenger RNA from Zygotorulaspora mrakii, 822 nucleotides. It is a transcript of the gene CLD1, whose product is annotated as carboxylic ester hydrolase. Lineage: Eukaryota; Fungi; Ascomycota; Saccharomycetes; Saccharomycetales; Saccharomycetaceae. The transcript has a single exon. The record is from RefSeq and is a predicted model, not a curated record. Gene Ontology annotation, cellular component: mitochondrial inner membrane. The coding region runs from base 1 to 822 and encodes 273 amino acids. Gene Ontology annotation, molecular function: A2-type glycerophospholipase activity. Gene Ontology annotation, biological process: cardiolipin acyl-chain remodeling.